AUGCUCACCACUCUCCGCCACACCCGCCCUGUAUCGCUGAAGACCCCGCUCCUCACCCAGCGUGCCGCGCUGGUGUCGGCCCGCGCAAUCCACCACAAUGCUGGCUUCUCGACAAAGUCCGCCUCGCGGACUGCGACCCUGUCGAUGAAGUCGGGCACAACCGUGCAGGAAUCAGUGCGCUACAGCUCUCAACAGCUGUCCGCCAUCACCGCCUCGGCAACGUCGCCCGCACCGGCAUCGCCUGCCCGGGCGCUCGAUGAUGCCCAGGAUGCCAUCGCGAAGCUCCCGACCGCAUCCCUGUUCCGCAACCUCCUGAUCCAGAACAUCUCCGCCUACCCCGUGAUCCUCUCCUUUCUCCUUUCCAUCCUCAAGCGUCACUCCGACUUCUUCGUCAAGGCACCCAUCUUCCGCCAUGUCAUCCAGUACUUUUUCUACGCCCACUACUGCGCCGGCGCGACCGGUCCCGAGAUCUCGCGCACGGUCCAGAGCCUGAGGCAAAUCGGCAUCAAGGGCGUUAUCCUGAACUACGCCAAGGAGGUUGACAUGCCCGGUGUCGCUGCCGAGGGCCAGCAGAAGGCUGCUGAAUCCCAGAAGCUCCACGAGCAACAGGUGGACCAAUGGCUCGACGGCACCCUGAAGACCAUCGAGUACGCGCCCGCGGGCGACUACGUUGCCAUCAAGUUCUCCGGCGCGGGUACCCGGGUUGUCGAGAUGCUCGAGCACGACCAGGAGAAGCCCGACGAGCUCUUCGGCUCCGCGCUCACCCGGGUCUGCGACCUGGCGCGCAACAAGGGCGUCAGGCUCCUCGUCGACGCGGAGCACCAGUGCCAGCAGGCCGCCAUCGACCGGUGGACGAUGGAGCUGAUGCAGCGCUACAACCGCGGCGACAGCAUGGUCCUCUACAACACGUACCAGAUGUACCUCAAGGCCUCGACCGCCGUGCUCGACGGCCACCUCGGCCGCGCCGCCGCCGAGGGCUUCAACUUCGGCGCCAAGCUGGUGCGCGGCGCCUACCUGGGCAGCGACCCGCGCCACCUCAUCCACGACACCAAGGCCGCGACCGACGCCGCCUACGACGCCGCCGCCGAGAAGCUGGCGACGUACCACCUCGCCUCGCCGCGCCCCAGCAUCCGCGUCGGCAUCGUCCUGGGCUCGCACAACGCCGCCUCGCUGCGCAAGAUCCGCGCCAUCCGCCACCAGCAGGCGCAGGCCGGCCAGCCCAUCGCCGACGUCGUCUACAGCCAGCUCAUGGGCAUGGCCGACGAGCUGUCGCUGUCGCUGACCACUGCGGACAAGGAGUUCGACCUCAAGGAGGGCGACUGCGACGUCUACAAGUACGUCACCUGGGGCACCAUGCAGGAGUGCAUCCUGUACCUGGUGCGCCGCGCCGAGGAGAACCGCGACGCCGUCGCCAGCGCGAGGGACUCGAGGGGCCUCUUCUGGCGCGAGAUGAAGAGGCGCAUGGGCCUCGCGGGCUGA
This is a messenger RNA of Diplodia corticola, 1479 nucleotides long. Its product is annotated as proline oxidase. Lineage: Eukaryota; Fungi; Ascomycota; Dothideomycetes; Botryosphaeriales; Botryosphaeriaceae. The record is from RefSeq and is a predicted model, not a curated record. The transcript has a single exon. Gene Ontology annotation, cellular component: mitochondrion. Gene Ontology annotation, molecular function: FAD binding; proline dehydrogenase activity. Bases 1 to 1479 code for a protein of 492 amino acids.